AUGGUUUGGAUAAAACCGGAAUAUUUACUUUUUGGUCAAACAUUUUGGCAGAACGAACGCUCAAAUAAAUACUUUAUUUUACAAAAACGGAAAGGCCAUGAUACUGGCAGUCCUGGUACAACUACCGAAUUAAUUGAUGGACAACACGAUCGACAGAAAACAGGCUCAGUAUCUACAAGAAAUACUUCAACUAGUAGUGAUGGGAACCAAUCAAGUUUGGGUGCUCUUUUUGUUUCUACAUUUGAUGCAAUAUUUGACACGCGUCCACCUCCGUAUAGAAUUCUUUAUCAACGGGACUUGGAUGAUGGGCAGAUUGCUUAUAUUAUUGCUGUAGCUGUUGAUUGGGAGGAAAUAUUAAAAGAUUGGGAUGUUUUGGAACAAACAAUUAUGCCUGUUUUAAACGCUCUAGAAGACAAUGAAGAAGAAUUGGCUAAAUUUGUAUUGAGCAAAAUUGAGGGUUUAUUGGCUUCUAAAAAUGAAGAAGUUGAGAAAAAUAAAAAUUUGGAGAAUAAUUUGGAUAAAAAUGAAGUAAAAAAGGAAGAAAGUAAAUUGUUGUCGUCUUCUUUGAAUGAUAAGGAUGAGGAGGAAGACGAAUUGGAACAAGUUACAAAUGCAGCAAUUCUUCGAAAAUUUCAAAAACUUUUUGAAAUGUCGGCGGAUGAGAAGCUUGUUAAUUAUUAUUCCUGUAGUUAUUGGAAAGGAAACAAGCCAUUUCAAGGCAAAUUAUAUUUAUCAGUCAAUUUUCUAUGUUUUUAUUCUUUUAUUGUUGGAAAUGAAUUAAUUGUUAAAUUGAGAUGGACAGAUGUUUUGAAAAUGUCUCACAACAAUUCUAUGCUAUCCAGAAGCCUUAAUGUUGUAACCAAAGAUGGGAGGAAACAUGUUUUUUCUGUGUUUAUGAACUUUGCUGAUGCUUAUAAACAUGCUUCACAACUUGCCAACUUUGCAAUGAAACAACUUAUAGAGGAGGAAGGUUUUUAUGAAGAUCCAUCACUUCGCAGCAAAUAUUUACAAGCGCCAACAAGGAAGCGUUCACAAAAAUGCAGUGGUGUUACUUUUGUGAAGAAGGAUUUGGAAGCAAAACAAAGGACAGACGCUUACAGGUGCGGUGAAUUUUUAAAAAUUUUUUAUAUUUUUAAUUAUCGGGUAAAAUUUGGUCUAACAAUAAGAAUAAUAGAGAUGUCCGAGACUCUUGGUCUUGGUCUUGAAACCAAGACUUCUCUUGGUUUUUUUUCGGUCUUGGUCUUGGGGUGUUUGUCUUGGUCUUGUCUUGGUUUUAUUUUUUGGUCUUGGUUUUUUGACCUUUUUGGACUUAGUGCUUGGCCAUCCAAAAUUCAAAAAAUUUUCGCCUGCGGCGCUGAAAAAGUGAUUUUUUUGGCAUACGGCCUUCCAAAAUUCUCAAAAUUUUUGCCUGCGGCGCAGGAAAAGGAAGAUUUUUGGCUUCUCGGCCUUCAUAAUUCCCAAAAUUUUUGCCUGUGGCGCUGGAAAAUGAAGAAUUCUGGCUUCUUGGCCUUCCAAAAUUGUACAAAUUUUCGCAUGCGCGCAAAAACCUAUGGGAUUUAA
This is a messenger RNA of Meloidogyne enterolobii, 1560 nucleotides long. NCBI's taxonomy places the organism in Eukaryota, Metazoa, Nematoda, Chromadorea, Rhabditida, Meloidogynidae. The record is from the annotation of a GenBank genome assembly.